Messenger RNA from Funneliformis geosporum, 840 nucleotides. Lineage: Eukaryota; Fungi; Glomeromycota; Glomeromycetes; Glomerales; Glomeraceae. The record is from the annotation of a GenBank genome assembly.
AUGUCUUCUAACAAAAAGAGAUCAAAAGAAGAUAGUGAUGACGAUCACUCUAAUGAAACUUUUGUUAAGUAUGGAACAGAGCUCCCUGAUAUAACUACUUCAGGUGAACAAGACAGAGGAAAGUUUCAGCCUGUUUGGAAACAAGAAGUUCGCGAUGAACAAGGCUUGAGGCGUUUCCAUGGUGCAUUCAAAGGCGGGUGGUCUGCGGGUUACUUUAACACGGUCGGAUCUAAAGAAGGAUGGAGUCCUUCGACAUUUGUUUCUUCGCGAAAGAACAGAACGGACCGUAAGGAUUUUAAGCCAGAAGAUUUUAUGGACGAAGAAGAUCUCGAGGAAUUGCUAAAAAAUCAAGAAGUUGUUGCCACCGACGAAUUUGAUUCUUUUGGUUCUACAGAACGCGAAUUAGAGAAGAAGCGCAUGUUAGCUAGUUCUAUGGAAGCAAGCGGAAGUGUGUUAGGUGCGUUACCAGACAAAUUUAUUGACGAUUUGGUAUUACCGAAUAAGGAUCCUGUAGGCGUUCGGUUGUUAAAAGCAAUGGGUUGGCGAGAAGGUCAGGGCAUUGGUCCUCGUAUUUCAAAGAUUCAAAACGACGAUUCAGAAUAUCUAGAAUCUGAUACAAGUGCCUUAUUUGCUCCUAAGAACACUGAAAUAAUAGCUUUUGACCAAAAAAGUAACACUUACGGUCUUGACUUUGAUUCUUUCAAGAAUGCUCCUGAAUUCAUUCCUCAAUCUAGCAACAUUAAAGGUGACAGUUAUCUUCAUCGCAAAAAAGACCAAAAUUCAUCCAUACGAGGUAAAGAAUGUUUUUCAAGUUAUUUAUCAUCAUUUUGUAAUAUUUAA